AUGGAUUGCCCGAGUACAAGAUGGCAAUUGAAAUCAAGACGGCAACGACAUUUCAAGAAGACCAAGGCAAGACUUCGACCCUCUAAACCAGUUUCAUCCACCCUCGACCGGUUCAUUCCCCAUCGCCACAUCGAUAUCUCGGAGUUUCAACUCAAUUCUAGUAUGAAGAAGAAGACGGAACAAGACAAACGGCAACAACAACCAUCGUCAUCCUCGAUGUCGCAAUCAUACGACACCAUGGGAGAGAGUUUUACGACAUCGUCCUCCGAUGAAAGUUUGAUGUCUGUGUCGACAUCGAGCUCGCUCUCAACUUCUCUUUCCGAGGAUGCCUUAGAUGAUACGACUUGUUACGGUGAUCCCUUCAGCGAGGAAGUUGCUGCAAUUCUUUUUGAAGGAUAUGACAAGAAAAGCGGAGAUGUAUUGAAUUUCAGGUCACGAAAAUACGAAGCAAGUAAGAUAUUGAUUUGA
Molecule: messenger RNA, 468 nt
Organism: Lytechinus variegatus (green sea urchin)
Lineage: Eukaryota; Metazoa; Echinodermata; Echinoidea; Temnopleuroida; Toxopneustidae
Exons: 2
Coding region: 1-468 (155 amino acids)
Source: RefSeq, a predicted model, not a curated record